AUGGCCAGAGAAUUCAUCAUAACCUGCCCGCUGCGUGCCAUCCUCGCUCUCGGACCAUAUCCAGCAUUCCAGGAGGCAUCAUUCGCUUGUGUUCAGGGCUCUGUUAUUGCUCAACUCCAAAUCAAUGUGACCUUCAGUAGCGGAGUAGUAGAUGGCAAUAAUACGUCAGCAGACGCCUUCAUGCAACAGCUAUGGGCAGGGAUCCAAGCAAAUUUUCUGCAAGGCACCAGUCCGAAGCUCUCGACUAUAAUGACAACAUUCGGUGUUACAGAUGAAAUGGUUUCCAUGAACGAUGAGGCCAGCGCCACCUGGCAACCAUCUGCUACCACCGGCACUCCUGCCCUGCCUGAAUGCUCCGAUACUACUCCUGCAGAUACAGCAGCUAUUGACGAGAUGUCGACAACCAUGACAGAUGCCAUGACCACAGAAUUGCAGCAGCCUUCAACUGCUACCGCUGUGCCUACGGCUGCUGUAUCCACUGCCGCCCCCAGUUCAUAUGCAAGCAUCACCGAAGAGAUCACUGCCAUGACCGAAGAGGCCAGCACCACCUGGCAACCAUCUGCUACCUCCGGCACUCCUGCCCUGCCUGAAUCCUCCGAUACUACUCCUGUAGAUACAGCAGCUAUUGAUGAGAUGUCGACAUCCAUGACAGAUGCCAUGACCACAGAAUUGCAGCAGCCU
Molecule: messenger RNA, 681 nt
Organism: Dibothriocephalus latus
Lineage: Eukaryota; Metazoa; Platyhelminthes; Cestoda; Diphyllobothriidea; Diphyllobothriidae
Source: the annotation of a GenBank genome assembly